AAUGGGCAAAUCCUCAGAAGAUAUUGAAGGGGUUUCAGGAAACAAUUAAACAAAAUCAUAUAUCAUCACGCACCCAGAUUUGGUAGGCGAUCGUUCCAUUCCAUAGGGGUUGCAGCCGUCUCCCCCCUUACUUUUCCUUUGGAAAAUGGAGCAUCGCUGUAGCAUUCCCUAAUCUCUCUUUCCUUUGAAAAAUCUUUUGAUUCUGAUUUCCCUUUUCCAGAUAACACAAAAUCAAAACCGGCCUUCGAUCUUUCUGACCCAUUUUCCGAUCAGAGAAAAAAAAGUAGGGUUUUGAUUUGUAGAGGAUUUUGAGAUGGACCCAAUCGCCGUUGACAACAUAAUCGAACGGCUAACUGAAGUUCGAUCGACUAAAUCAGGGAAGUUGGUUCAGCUUUCGGAGGCUGAAAUCAAGCAGCUUUGUGCUGCCUCUCGCGAAAUUUUCAUCAAACAACCUAAUCUUCUUGAGCUUGAAGCCCCUAUCAAGAUUUGCGGCGACAUUCAUGGGCAAUACAGUGAUCUUUUAAGGCUUUUUGAAUAUGGAGGCUUUCCACCUCAAUCCAAUUAUCUUUUCCUGGGAGACUAUGUGGAUCGUGGCAGACAGAGUUUGGAAACAAUAUGCCUAAUGCUUGCUUAUAAAAUCAGAUAUCCAGAGAACUUUUUUCUUCUUCGGGGAAACCAUGAAUGUGCUUCCAUAAAUAGAAUUUAUGGGUUUUAUGAUGAAUGCAAGCGUCGGUUCAAUGUGAAGCUAUGGAAAGCUUUUACAGAAUGCUUUAAUUGUCUACCCGUUGCUGCUCUUAUUGAUGACAAGAUAUUGUGCAUGCAUGGAGGCCUCUCCCCUGAUCUUUCUGACUUGGAUCAAAUUAGAAACUUGCAACGACCAACUGCUAUCCCAGAUACAGGGCUACUUUGUGAUUUACUAUGGUCAGAUCCUAGCAAAGAUGUUAAAGGAUGGGGGAUGAAUGAUCGAGGGGUUUCUUAUACCUUUGGUGCUGAUAAGGUUUCAGAGUUUUUAACAAAGCAUGAUCUUGAUCUUGUGUGUCGUGCUCAUCAGGUUGUGGAAGAUGGUUAUGAAUUCUUUGCAGAUAGACAACUUGUAACGAUAUUCUCAGCCCCAAAUUACUGUGGUGAAUUUGAUAAUGCAGGUGCAAUGAUGAGUGUCAAUGAAAAUCUCUUGUGCUCUUUCCAAAUCCUCAAACCAGUUGAGAAGAAAGACAAGUUCUUAAAUGUCCACUAAAAUCUAUAGCUUCUCAAGCCGAAGAACAUUCAUUGACUUGAAAGAAGUAAAUUUCUCUUGUUUUUUCCAGGGACUUAGAGGAAGAAGAAUCUGUAUAUAUUUUUUAGUAGUUUGGUCAUAUUAUGAUUAUAAUGUUUAAUGGGUCCAAGACGAUUUGUAAUUUAAGAUGAUAAAUCAAUCUAAUCACCGAUUGAUUUCACAUAA
This is a messenger RNA of Lactuca sativa (garden lettuce), 1438 nucleotides long. RefSeq names its product serine/threonine-protein phosphatase PP1 isozyme 3. Lineage: Eukaryota; Viridiplantae; Streptophyta; Magnoliopsida; Asterales; Asteraceae. Gene Ontology annotation, molecular function: protein serine/threonine phosphatase activity. Gene Ontology annotation, cellular component: cytoplasm; nucleus. The record is from RefSeq and is a predicted model, not a curated record.